Messenger RNA from Papaver somniferum (opium poppy), 2901 nucleotides. RefSeq names its product splicing factor-like protein 1. The transcript is spliced from 5 exons. The record is from RefSeq and is a predicted model, not a curated record. Gene Ontology annotation, cellular component: nucleus. Gene Ontology annotation, molecular function: mRNA binding. The coding region runs from base 412 to 2478 and encodes 688 amino acids. Gene Ontology annotation, biological process: regulation of mRNA splicing, via spliceosome. NCBI's taxonomy places the organism in Eukaryota, Viridiplantae, Streptophyta, Magnoliopsida, Ranunculales, Papaveraceae.
GGGUGAGAAAAUCGAACGCGACUACCAGACACAUUUUUCCCCUCUUCUUUCAAAAUUCAAACUUUAAGAUCUGAAUACUAGGGCUUCACCCCGGCAGAUUUUAAAUCAGUUUCUGUAAUUACGUAGUUUGAAUGGAAGAAUUGACAACGAUGAUGAAACCCUAACUGAAUUUGAAUCCUGCGACUGUGAGUGAUUCGUAGAAGGGCAUCUUGUUUAGAUCUUCAAGUUGAGGGUUUUGCAGUUCUGAGGAAUUUGGCACCAUUUACUCAUAUAUCCACAUUUGAGAAUCUUGGGAAUUAUGUUUUUCUUGAUCAUGUUCGUCGUGUUCAUAACCAUUUGAAAGAUGGGAUAAAAUCUGUCUUGGUGUUGAUUUCCUUGAACAAGUGAAUAGUCUGAGAUGGAAAAACAAGAAUGCGGCGUAGUAGGAGAGUAAAUUCCUCAAGUAAUGCUGCUAAGUGUAAAACUCAAGCUGAACAGCUGGUUGCAGAAAUCACUGGGGAGGCAUUGAAAGAAUCUGUGGUUCAAUUAACCUCAGAUAGUGAUUGCAGAAACUGUAAAGUUAAGAAAGAGAAACCAACUAAGGAGAUAGUUAAAGAAUUUGUACGGGUUAAUUCGGAUGAAAAAAAGAGAACGUUGGAUGCAGCAUUAGGUAAACUGGGAUCUGUAGAAGUUCACCCUUUGUUGAAAAAGUGCAAAUCUGGGCAAUGUUUGAAACCAAAAUUAGUGGUUGGGCCUGCUGUAACCCCUCUGACUGAUGGAAGUAGAACUCCAGGAUCAUUCUGUAGUAAUGAAAGUACUUCUGAGAAGCAGGAACACAGUGGAAGUUCUGGAAAGCGACGCUGUAAUAGAUGGGAUUCACAGUCUGAAGGAGAAGGGGAAGGAAAUGAAGGUGAUAGGGGUAACAAAAGGAGGAAAACCAAGUGGACUGACAAUGGUUCCCUACUUAAAAAACUCGGUCCUUUAAAAUUGCCUGACUUUGUUAAAGUACCUGUUUCCAUUGCUGAUCCACAAAGGCACGAGCUGAAUGAACGACUUUCCGUUAUAAACAGUAAGCUGCAGAGAAAAGAUCUCCAUGAUGAUUGGCCAGAGGAAGAAUGGUCUCCUUUUCCCCCACCACUGGAUGAUAACUUGGAGUCCGGAAUGAACUCAAAGGAUCUCAGAUUGCGUGAAAAACUUAUUCAAGAACGACAAGCUAUAAUAUCAAGGUUGAUUCAGAAGAACCCCACCUUCAGAAGUCCCACUCCUGAACCAAAGCCCUCGGUGUUUUUUAAGAAACUUUACUUACCAGUCAGGGAAUAUCCAGGGUAUAACUUUUUUGGUCUUAUAAUUGGUCCAAAAGGAUAUACACAAAAGCGAAUGGAGAAAGAAACUGGAGCUAAGAUCACGAUUAAAGGAAAAGCUUCAGGAAAUGAUAGAGAAAAAAUGGCUGUUCGUUCUGGCAAUGAAGAUUUGCAUGUCUUGGUCCAGGCAGAUAACCAGAAAUCAGUGGAUGAGGCUGUUUCAAAAGUCGAGAAGCUUCUCAUUCCCAUUGAUGAUGGACUGAAUGUUCACAAACAUGCACAGUUACAGGAACUUUCCAAAAUAUGCAGAAUUUGUGGUGAGGAGGGGCACAAGAGUUAUGUUUGCCCUUGUCAGAGUUCAUCUUUUCAUAGCUCAUGCAGAAGAUGUGGUGGAAGCCAUGUCUCUUUUACUUGCCCUUUCGUGUCACCAACUUUGAGUAACAGUGGCAGCAAGAAUUCGUCGGGUAGUUCACCAUCUUACUGGUCUUAUUCUCAGUCCAGCAUUGGGUCAACUCCACCAACUGUUGAGAGUAAAAUCCGUAAAGAAGUUGAUGAGAGAAAUCUAUUUGUGAGUCAUCUACCCUUAACCGUGGAUAAAAAUCGGUUGAUGGAGCUAUUUUCUCCUUUUGGCACUCUCAUUGAAGCUAAAGUGAUCAACUACCGAAACACAGGUUUCUAUAAAGCUUAUGGUUUUGUUAGGUAUGACAGUCCUGUAAAUGCCGCUGCAGCUGUAGCAGCCAUGAAUGGGUACCUCAUCAAUGGAAAGACAUUGGAGGUGAAGCUAGCUGGAAAUGUGCAUGUAGCAGGAUUAUCCCCUAGGAUAUCCAUACUUCCAAAGUACCCUGCAACCAUAUUGAAAGACAGCCCGAGUCAGACAACUUGCCCAUGCCCACCAGGACCGAUGCUGUCCUCGCCUCGAACUCCCGUUUAUAAGUGUGAUGCCCUAGGUUUACCGCCUGUAUCCAUCUUCCCUGGCCACAAUGAUUCUUCAGGCAAAAAGUUACCUUCAUCUCAGGGAUCAUCAUCAUACAAUUUCCCAUAUUCAUCACCCAGUUCAGUUGUGUGGUUCCCUGGUAGGCGGGGCCGAAUCUCCCCAGGUUACAGAUCAAACUUUUUCAGCACACCAACAAGUAGUCAAUCUCCUCAACUUUAUCUCACUCCACCGGUGGGCAGAAGACUGACACCUCUUUCUUGCUAGCCAGCCCUGAUAAAAAGGUAUGAAGCUUGAAAAUCUGAGAAUGGAAAAUGUAGUAAGUGAAGCUGCCAUUUUCUGCUUACUACAUAAAAACAUCGCAGAAAGUUGACAUCAUGUUCCUGUGGAGCCAAAUCCAUUUUCAGAUCUUUUUGGCAUGAUUGCACGAGAAAGGGUGAUGCCAAAUUUACAACUGCUAUGGAGAUGGUUGGGAAUUUCUAAGGGAAAAAAUUUGUUUUGCCUUUUCUCCUUGGCUUCGAGUUUUAUGUCUUCCAGGACCUGCAUUUGUUUCCGAUUAGUGUAAAUAACAUUUAAUGUCUGGGAACUGACUCCCAGGUGGUAUUUCUUGUAUAUGAAAGAUGUAAAUAUGUACAUUUGUUGAAAAAUGUAACCAAAUUUUGGCUACCAUAAAAAAUGUUUCUCUGCCAA